Messenger RNA from Diaporthe amygdali, 1341 nucleotides. RefSeq lists its product as uncharacterized. NCBI's taxonomy places the organism in Eukaryota, Fungi, Ascomycota, Sordariomycetes, Diaporthales, Diaporthaceae. The coding region runs from base 1 to 1341 and encodes 446 amino acids. The transcript has a single exon. The record is from RefSeq and is a predicted model, not a curated record.
AUGCGUUUUGUGGGAGUUGGAGGAGGGGGCUGGUCAGCCGGAGAAAUCGGCACUGACAUGAGGUCAGCUUUUGCAUCGCAAGGCUACGCAGUCGCCACUACAAACGCGGGCUACGACCACGACGUCUUCGGUACCGCCGAUCGCUGGUUGAUGAAGCGUCCUGGAAACCUGAACUAUCCUCUCAUUGUAAAUUUCGGUCAUCGGGCUCUACACGACAUGGCAGUCAUUGCCAAGCACGUCAUACGCGAGGCUUACGGCUCAGGACCGGACUUCUCUUACUGGCAGGGUUGCUCAAUUGGUGGACGACAGGGGCUUACCAUUGCCAGCAAGUACCCAAGCGACUACGACGGCAUUCUGACAAGCUGUCCUGCUGUCAACUUCCCAGCUCUCCUGAUGGCCAUGUAUUGGCCACAAUUCGUCAUGAAUCAGAAGGGAGUAUACCCACACGCUUGCGAAUUUGAGGCAUUAAGGGCUGGUUCAUUGCAGUUCUGUGACGGUCUCGAUGGGGUGAAGGAUGGCGUGAUUGCUGACCCGGACCUUUGCACAUUCGAUCCAAUAACCUUAGCUGGCACCUCCUUCGACUGUAAGGGAAGUUCUAUCGUGGUCUCAGAAGAUGCGGUUAGCUUGUUCAAGGAUAUUGUUCAUGGACCAAGUGAUCCGGAGGGAAUCAAGUUAUUCCCAGGAAUCAUGCCUGGGACAGCUCUGGUUGGUCUCAUGGCCACUGCGAAUACGCUCUGCAACGGCAAGCAUUGCUCUCACGGCUUGCCAUUCACAGUCGCGGACGACUGGAUACGGCUCAUGCUCAAGAAAGACGCUUAUUUCGAUCCAACGAAGAUGUCGCACGCUGAUUAUGCUCAUUUGUUCCGAGAGAGUGUGGCAGAGUGGGACGCAAUGUUCAGCAGCAACAACCCUGACAUGGAUCAAUUCCGGCUGCUCGGAAAGAAGAUGAUUAGCUGGCAUUCUGUAAAUGAUGAAGCCGUGCCUAUUCUUGCCAUGAGAGAGUUUUAUGAAAGGGUAUUGGCCCGGGAUCAAGCACACAAUAUUACCACCCAGGACUAUUAUCGGUACUUCGAGGUACCGGGUGCAACGCAUUGCUCAGCUCCGACCGGGGUGCCAUACCCUCUAGAUGCGCUCACGACUCUUCAGUCCUGGGUCGAAGAUGCAGUUGCUCCUGACAAGCUACCCGCCGUGCCCCUUGGCCAUCAACGGACCGAAACGAAGGUCGACCGACCGAUCUGUGCAUAUCCAGGGACCGCGUUUGAGACGAAAACUGGGGUUGCUUGCAGAGUCCCUGGCGAUGAAGUGAAUGAAUUAAGGCCAUACAUCAAGGACGAGUUGUAA